This is a messenger RNA of Danaus plexippus (monarch butterfly), 1017 nucleotides long. RefSeq names its product collagenase-like. Gene Ontology annotation, biological process: proteolysis. The record is from RefSeq and is a predicted model, not a curated record. Gene Ontology annotation, molecular function: serine-type endopeptidase activity. Lineage: Eukaryota; Metazoa; Arthropoda; Insecta; Lepidoptera; Nymphalidae. The coding region runs from base 103 to 978 and encodes 291 amino acids. The transcript has 5 exons.
CUCAGAUAGUAAUUAUUUUCUGCAUCACGAGAACCUGUUUGUAUCAAAUGUAUUUUUAUUUAUUAGAGUACAUUUUGAUGAUGUUGUAAUAUAACUUCAAAUAUGGAUAUCAUUGUCAUUUAUUAUAUUAUGGCUUUGGGAUUUAAAAUGUGUGUUACUGAUGAUUUCUUUGGAGACAUGAAUCCUAUAAACUACCACAGUAAAUUUGGUAUACCUAAAGCCAGAGCAUUACUAAGAGACGUAUCAAGUAAUAAAAUAAUUAUUAGUGAAAUUACCGGAGGAGAAAUCACCCGCAUACAAGAUGUUCCUUAUCAAGCUGGACUGAUAAUAAAUCUCAGUGAGCUUAUGACUUCCGUUUGUGGAGGUUCUUUGAUAACUAGCACUCGUGUACUAACCGCAGCCCAUUGCUAUGAUGACGGCGUAUUGGUGGCCAUGUCAUUUACAAUUGUUCUUGGAACCAUGAACUUGUUUAAAGGUGGACGACGCAUUAAAACGGAUCUAGUGACAGUCCACCCUAUGUGGAAUACGAGGAUUUUGGAGAAUGAUCUCGCUGUGUUACAUAUACCUAAGAUAAAAUUCAGCGAUUCAAUACAGCCUAUUGCCCUUCCAAAUGAAGACAUGCUUUCUCACAAGUUUACGGGUUGGAAGUCUUUAGCUUCUGGAUUCGGCAUCAUUGGGGAUGAUCUUAAAGUAACAUCCACACAAUAUCUGAGUUCGGUAUCUUUAACAAUAAUUUCUAACGAGGAAUGUUCCGCCAUGUAUCCUGGGUACAUCCAAGAUUCCCAUAUUUGCACCAUAGGGAACAACACUGGAAGUACAUGUCAUGGCGACUCCGGGGGACCGCUUGCUGUCAAAAUACACGGAAAAAGUAUUUUGGUGGGAGCUACGUCUUUCGGGUCCAACACCGGAUGUGAAAAAGGCUAUCCGGCUGUUUACACAAGAAUAACAUCAUUCGUCGACUGGAUUGUAAGCGUGUAAUAAAAUAAAAAUAAAACAAUUAAAGUAUAUAUAAUAAAA